AGGCGCGAUCGGCGCGCUCGGGAGGCGGCGGCGGCGGCGGCACCUCCCGUCGGCCUCCGUCAGAACUGACGGCGGCGCGACCGCAGGCAGGUCAUUCUUUCCUAGAAGUGCUAGAGAGUAAGAAGGCAAAAAUGAGGGUAGCAGGAGCCGCAAAGUUGGUGGUAGCCGUGGCAGUGUUCUUACUGACCUUCUAUGUUAUUUCUCAAGUUUUCGAAAUUAAAAUGGAUGCAAGUUUAGGAAGUCUAUUUGCCCGAUCUGCGUUGGACUCAGCCAUUCGCUCAACGAAGCCUCCCAGGUACAAAUGUGGGAUCUCAAAAGCGUGCCCGGAGAAGCAUUUUGCUUUUAAAAUGGCGAGCGGAGCAGCCAAUGUAGUAGGACCCAAGAUCUGCCUGGAAGAUAAUGUUUUGAUGAGCGGUGUGAAGAACAAUGUUGGGAGAGGGAUAAAUGUUGCCCUGGUGAACGGGAAAACGGGAGAUGUGAUAGACACCAAAUAUUUUGACAUGUGGGGAGGAGAUGUGGCACCAUUCAUUGAGUUUUUGAAGACCAUACAGGACGGGACAGUAGUGUUAAUGGCAACGUACGAUGAUGGAGCAACCAAACUCACGGAAGAGGCACGGCGACUCAUCGCCGAACUGGGGAGCACAUCCAUCACCAGUCUUGGCUUCCGAGAUAACUGGGUCUUCUGUGGUGGCAAGGGCAUUAAGACAAAGAGCCCCUUCGAACAGCACAUAAAGAACAAUAAAGACACAAACAAGUACGAGGGGUGGCCCGAGGUGGUCGAGAUGGAAGGAUGCAUCCCCCAGAAGCAAGACUGACGGGCACCGGAGGCGAGGACAAACGCACUUCGAUUCUGUGGGAGAGCUGUCAAGCAGCCGCGCGGUGUACAUAUUUCAGUAGCAUGAGGCCGUCCAGGGUGUGCAUGAGCAAGACCAUGAUGCCAGGAUUAUUUAUUGCUAACAGAAAUGGCUACCUUUGUAAAUAGACCUCAUUGAGCCAAUCACUGAACUCUUUGUAAGCACAUUUCCCCCAAAGUCCAGUGUUUAGACGACAGUGGCAAUAAUGUAUUCAUUCUAGUAGUCAGUGGUAACCAGGCAGCUUGUAUAGGACAUUGAUAUUUACCCUGGUUGCUGUGAAACCCUAUCCAUGGAAUAACAUGGCUUUUAGAAAAGGAGGAGAUUUUGUUAUAUGUGUCUCUGUAUAAAUAUCUGGCAUGUGCUGAGAGUAUCCUUUAAAUUAAAGAGAUUUUUGGCUAGUUGUAUAUGUACUGUUACCCUACAGUCUGACUCAUGUUGUAUCUGUUCACAGUCUUUAUUUUUUUUUCCCUUCCAAAGAAAUCCAGAAAUAAAAACUUUUC
Messenger RNA from Rattus norvegicus (Norway rat), 1354 nucleotides. RefSeq names its product FAM3 metabolism regulating signaling molecule C (gene Fam3c). Gene Ontology annotation, cellular component: extracellular region; cytoplasmic vesicle. NCBI's taxonomy places the organism in Eukaryota, Metazoa, Chordata, Mammalia, Rodentia, Muridae. The coding region runs from base 132 to 815 and encodes 227 amino acids. The transcript has 10 exons. The record is from RefSeq and is marked provisional.